Molecule: messenger RNA, 6336 nt
Organism: Diceros bicornis minor
Lineage: Eukaryota; Metazoa; Chordata; Mammalia; Perissodactyla; Rhinocerotidae
Gene: COL4A2
Product: collagen type IV alpha 2 chain
Exons: 48
Coding region: 362-5500 (1712 amino acids)
Cellular component (GO): basement membrane; collagen trimer
Molecular function (GO): extracellular matrix structural constituent
Source: RefSeq, a predicted model, not a curated record
CGGCCCGGCUGCGCUCCUCGUGGAGCAGGAGGGCGGCGGGCAGCAGCAGCAGCCAGACGCCGAGCCGGGGCCCCAUGGUGGCGCGCUCGGGGCGGCGGGGACUGGCGGGGGACGGCGGGGGACGACGGCCGGGCGCUCCGGGACCGCGGCGGGCGUCUCACUCUCCGAGGGCCGGGGCGCGAGCGCUGCGCACCGUCCGGGGCGCGGCGGCUCGCAGUGGAGACCUGAGCGCGGCCAGGCGAGCUCCCCAAUUUGUUGGCGCUGCCCCCUCCCCUCGGCGGCGCGCGGGCGGCGUCUCAAAGGGGAGGACCCUGCGGCGCGGGAGGGACCGACCGGAGCCCAGAGUGGCCGGAUUGGGAGCAUGGACGGAGACCAGUACGCAGCGUCCAGCCCUGCCCUGCGGCGGUGGCUGCUGCUGGGGUUCGUGACAGUGGGGCUCCUGGCCCAGAGCGUCCUCGCGGGUGUGAAGAAGUUUGAUGUUCCCUGUGGAGGGAGAGACUGCAGCGGAGGCUGCCAGUGCUACCCCGAGAAAGGAGGGCGGGGUCAGCCAGGGCCCGUGGGCCCACAGGGGUACACCGGGCCCCCAGGGUUACAAGGAUUCCCAGGACUGCAGGGCCGCAAAGGUGACAAGGGUGAAAGGGGCCAUCCCGGGAUCACAGGACCGAAGGGAGACGUGGGAGCAAGAGGCGUCUCUGGAUUCCCUGGUGCCGACGGAAUUCCUGGACAUCCUGGGCAAGGUGGACCCAGAGGACCACCGGGCUACGAUGGCUGCAACGGGACCAGGGGAGAUGCCGGCCCGCAGGGACCCUCUGGCCCUGGGGGGUUCCCCGGCUCUCCUGGGCCCCAAGGACCCAAAGGGCAGAAAGGCGAACCUUACGCGCUGUCCAUUGACGACCGAGACAAGUACAGGGGUGAACCUGGAGAGCCUGGAUUGGUUGGUUUCCAGGGGCCUCCCGGCCGCCCUGGGCCUGUGGGACAGAUGGGUCCAGUUGGACCUCCAGGAAGACCAGGACCGCCUGGACCCCCUGGACCAAAAGGGCAGCGAGGCAACAGAGGUCUUGGAUUUUAUGGCGAAAAGGGUGAGAAGGGCGACAUGGGACAGCCAGGACCCAAUGGGAUUCCAUGGGAGACUGACCACGCCAUCAUCGGGCCCACGAAGGAAACGAUCCACCUAGAGCAGUACAAGGGUGAAAAAGGAAGUGAGGGGGAACCGGGAAGAGAGGGCAUUUCCUUCAAGGGAGAAGAAGGCAUCAUGGGCUUCUCAGGAGCUCGGGGUGCUCCUGGCCUCGACGGUGAAAAAGGCUCACCAGGACAAAAAGGAAGCAGGGGACUGGACGGUUAUCAAGGCCCUGACGGACCCGCAGGACCCAAGGGAGAAGUGGGUGACCGAGGCCUGCCGGGACCACCUGCAUACUCCCCUCAUCCUUCCCUAGGGAAAGGUGCCAGAGGUGACCCAGGAUUCCCGGGGGCCUACGGGGAGCCAGGAAGCCGGGGUGAUCGGGGAGACCCCGGCCUGCCAGGCCUCCCUGGCGCGUCCGUCGGAGAUGAAGAUGAGAAGAGAGGCUUACCGGGUGAAAUGGGACCCAAAGGCCUCGCAGGAGACCCGGGCCUCCCUGCGCUAUACCCUGGCCCACCAGGAGCUGACGGAAGGCCAGGGCUCCGAGGACCCCCAGGGCCUGCUGGACCACCUGGACCAGAUGGUUUCCUUUUCGGCCUUAAAGGAGCAAGAGGGACGGCGGGCUUCCCCGGGGCUUCUGGUUUCCCUGGGGCUCGUGGACAGAAAGGAUGGAAAGGUGAAGCUGGAGACUGUAAAUGCCCAGAGGGUGAUGAGUUCGUCAAGGGUCUGCCGGGGCUGCCAGGACCCAAGGGCUUUCCGGGCAUCAGUGGGGAGCCAGGGAAGAAAGGCGGCCAAGGAGAUCCCGGCCAGCACGGCAUCCCUGGGUUCCCAGGCUUCAAGGGAGCCCCUGGUGGCAUUGGACCUCCUGGGCCCAAAGGAGUGAAGGGAGAUUCUAGAACAGUAACCACCAAAGGUGAGAGGGGACAACCAGGUGUCCCAGGUGUGCCUGGCUUGAAAGGCGACGACGGCAUCCAGGGACGUGACGGGCUCGAUGGAUUCCCAGGCCUUCCAGGCCCUCCUGGUGAUGGCAUCAAAGGCCCCCAAGGGGACACAGGUCACCCAGGAGUGCCUGGCACAAAGGGCAUUCCGGGCGAAAGGGGCCCCCCAGGAUUGGGCCUGCCAGGCCCCAAAGGCGAGCAUGGUUUCCCCGGAGAUGCCGGCUUACCUGGCCCCCCAGGCUUCCCCGGUCCUCCUGGCCUCCCCGGCUCUCCAGGACUAAUAGAUUGUGAUACAGGUGUGAAAAGGCCCAUCGGAGGUGACGGACAGGAGACCAUCCCACUAGGUUGUGUUGGAGGGCCCAAGGGAUCACCAGGCCCACCGGGACCCCCAGGCCCCACAGGUGCCAAAGGCCUCAGAGGGAUACCAGGAUUCUCAGGAGCUGACGGAGCCCCAGGGCUGAAGGGACUCCCAGGAGAUCCAGGACGUGAGGGAUUCCCAGGACCCCCAGGGUUCGUCGGCCCUCGAGGAUCCAAAGGUGCAGUGGGCCUCCCUGGCCCAGAUGGACAGUCAGGUCUCACCGGCCUGCCAGGGCCAAUGGGGCCCCCAGGGGACAGGGGCCUUCCUGGAGAAGUCCUGGGAGCCCAGCCCGGGCCCCGGGGAGAUGCUGGACUGCCGGGACAACCUGGGCUGAAAGGCCUCCCAGGAGAGCGAGGCCUGCCUGGAUUCAGGGGAAGCCAGGGGAUGCCAGGAAUGCCAGGCCUGAAAGGUCAGCCAGGCUUCCCAGGACCUUCAGGCCAGCCGGGACUGCCUGGGCCGCCAGGACAGUACGGCUUCCCAGGAGCUCCCGGCCAAGGGGGGCCCUUGGGGCUGCCAGGCGCACCAGGUCUUGGAGGUCUGCCUGGAGACAGAGGGGAGCCAGGUGACACAGGUGUCCCUGGCCCUGUGGGCAUGAAGGGUGUCCCUGGUGACAGAGGUGACCCUGGGUUGUUAGGUGAGAGAGGUCACCCAGGAAGCCCUGGAUUUAAAGGAAUGGCCGGAAUGCCUGGUAUCCCAGGACCAAAAGGGGGCAGAGGCUCACCCGGGAUGGACGGCUUCCAAGGCGUGCUGGGACUCAAAGGGAGACCCGGGCUCCCGGGAAGCAAAGGAGAGGCCGGCUUUUUUGGAGUUCCGGGGUUGAAGGGUCUGGCUGGUGAGCCAGGUGUGAAAGGCAGCCGAGGGGACCCUGGCCCCCCAGGACCACCUCCCAUCAUCCUGCCAGAAAUGAAAGACAUCAAAGGAGAGAAAGGAGAUGAAGGACCCAUGGGACUGAAAGGAUACCUGGGCCUAAAAGGUCUUCCAGGAAUGCCGGGGAUCCCUGGGCUGUCGGGCAUCCCUGGGCUGCCCGGGAGGCCCGGCCACAUCAAAGGAGUCAAAGGAGACGUCGGCGUGCCCGGAGUGCCCGGUCUGCCGGGAUUCCCUGGGGUGCCUGGCCCCCCCGGGAUCAUAGGGUUUCCAGGGUUCACGGGAAGUAGGGGUGACAAGGGAGCUCCGGGGAGAGCAGGCCUUUACGGCGAGGUUGGCCGCACAGGUGAUUUCGGUGAUAUUGGAGACACCAUAGAUUUACCAGGAAGCCCGGGCCUGAAGGGGGAACGGGGCCUCACUGGAAUACCAGGUCUAAAGGGAUUCUUUGGAGAGAAGGGAACAGAGGGCGAAGUUGGCUUCCCCGGCAUAACAGGCGCAGUGGGCGUCCAAGGCCCCCCCGGACUGAAAGGGCAGACAGGCUUUCCAGGACUGACCGGGCUGCAGGGGCCUCAGGGAGAGCCAGGACAGGUCGGAAGGCCCGGCGACAAAGGCGAUUCUGGCUGGCCGGGGACUCCAGGCUUACCAGGUUUUCCGGGCAUCCGAGGCAUCAGUGGAUUGCACGGCCUGCCAGGCACCAAGGGCUUCCCGGGAUCCCCAGGUGCGGACGUCCGCGGAGACCCAGGUUUCCCAGGUCCUGCUGGGGACAGGGGUGACCCAGGAGAGGCCAAUACCCUUCCAGGCCCUGCCGGAGCCCCGGGACAGAAGGGGCAGCAAGGAGCCCCAGGGGAGCGAGGCCCGGUGGGGAGUCCAGGACUUCAGGGCUUUCCUGGCGUCACCCCCCCCUCCAACAUCUCUGGGUCACCUGGUGACAAAGGGGCGCCGGGGAUAUUUGGCCUGGAAGGUUAUCGAGGGCCCCCGGGGCCACCUGGCCCUGCUGCUGUUCCUGGAAGCAAAGGAGAGGAGGGGAACCCAGGAUCUCCAGGAAACCCAGGGACCAAAGGAUGGGGUGGGGACCCGGGACCCCAGGGCCGGCCUGGCGUGUUCGGUCUCCCAGGAGAAAAAGGGCCCAGAGGUGAGCAAGGAUUCAUGGGAAACACAGGAGCCACCGGGAGUGUGGGCGACCGAGGCCCCAAGGGACCCAAAGGAGACCGAGGGCUCCCGGGUGCCCCCGGUUCCGUGGGCUCCCCAGGGAUUGCCGGAAUCCCCCAGAAGAUUGCCAUCCAGCGGGGGCCAGUGGGUCCACAGGGAAGGAGAGGCCCCCCGGGGGCACAGGGAGAGAUGGGGCCCCAGGGCCCCCCAGGAGAACCAGGUUUCCGCGGGGCUCCAGGGAAGGCGGGGCCCCAGGGAAGAGGUGGUGUUUCUGCUGUGCCCGGAUUCCGAGGAGACCAGGGACCCAUGGGGCACCAGGGACCCAUUGGCCAGGAAGGGGCACCAGGCCGCCCGGGGAGCCCGGGCCUGCCUGGCAUGCCCGGCCGCAGCGUGAGCAUCGGCUACCUGCUGGUGAAGCACAGUCAGACGGAGCAGGAGCCCAUGUGCCCCGUGGGCAUGAAGAAGCUGUGGAGUGGGUACAGCUUGCUGUACUUUGAGGGCCAGGAGAAAGCCCACAACCAGGACCUGGGGCUGGCAGGCUCCUGCCUGGCCCGCUUCAGCACCAUGCCCUUCCUGUACUGCAACCCCGGCGACGUCUGCUACUACGCCAGCCGGAACGACAAGUCCUACUGGCUCUCCACCACUGCCCCGCUGCCCAUGAUGCCCGUGGCCGAGGAGGACAUCAGGCCCUACAUCAGCCGCUGCUCUGUGUGUGAGGCCCCGGCCGUCGCCAUCGCCGUCCACAGCCAGGACGUCUCCAUCCCCCACUGUCCGGCGGGAUGGCGGAGUCUGUGGAUCGGGUAUUCCUUCCUCAUGCACACGGCCGCGGGCGACGAGGGUGGCGGCCAGUCGCUGGUGUCGCCGGGCAGCUGUCUGGAGGACUUCCGAGCCACACCCUUCAUCGAGUGCAAUGGGGGCCGAGGGACCUGCCACUACUACGCCAACAAGUACAGCUUCUGGCUCACCACCAUCCCCGAGGAGAGCUUCCAGGGCUCGCCCUCCUCCGACACCCUCAAGGCGGGGCUCAUCCGGACGCACAUCAGCCGCUGCCAGGUGUGCAUGAAGAACCUGUGAGGCCGCCCGGCCCGCCUCUCCUCGGUCCACGGGCAGCGGAGCCGCCUUGGUGCUUACUCUUAACUUAUUACCUCAGAUGACCAUCCAAAAAUCAAUUUCAUUUUUUUCUUUAAAAAGCAAGAAAAGGUAACCAAAGGAAUUCAGCACCAGCACUUACACCACAUAGCCCUUGUCUCCCCAGGCACCCGCCACCCUGCCCCCACAGAGUGCGGCCCGCCUGUGACACUGACACCCCUCCAAAACGGAAACCCGUUACCAACCCAGCACCUGGCAGCCGUACUAGACUAUAAUGCGCUAGGCGUAGCUACCUUCUUACCACGCACCCAUGUAGUCACUGCGCUUCCAGACGCCACAGACGACCCUUAGUUAACUCACUUAGUGGGGUGGUAUAGACGUGAAGCCUGGCAGCGCAAGGGCUCCUGAACUCCCUCCGCUCUCCCCACGGGAGGGUCUCCCGGGGCGGCCCGGCUCUGCCCUCUAAGCCUUGAUGGCAGCACUGUUUCCUCCGGAGACCGUGGAUGUGACCCAUCCCAGUCCCCUCAGGAAGGCCGGCCUGGCCUUUCCUACUACAACUCUGAUGGUCGCUCACUGGCCGCCAUUCCUCCUCCGGGUCCUCACAGACCACUGGGUUUGGCAGAACUCCUGUGGCGGCAGAGACCUUCUGAGCCUGUCAUCCACCAGGCCCCUUGAUGGCGGAGGGGAGUUGGGGGUGUGUCCCCACCCGCAGGUUGUCUGGAGACUCAGCCCGCUCUCUGUGGUGCGUGCGCUCCCGCGCCCACUCUGUCCUCUGUAACCACCACGGAAUAAAAGUUGGUUUGGAACGUUUUUAUACCCAA